GGGUUUCUGCUAUUUUAACUCGGUGGCAAUCGCAGCCAAGCUGCUCCAGCAAAGACUGAACAUUAGCAAAAUCCUUAUAGUGGACUGGGAUGUUCACCACGGGAAUGGUACUCAGCAAGCUUUCUACAAUGAUCCUAAUGUUCUUUAUAUUUCACUACAUCGCUAUGAUGAUGGGAACUUCUUUCCAGGCAGUGGUGCUCCCGACGAGGUUGGCACAGGAGCAGGAGUUGGUUUCAAUGUUAACAUGGCCUUUACUGGUGGCCUUGAUCCACCGAUGGGAGACACAGAAUACUUAACUGCUUUCAGAACGGUAGUAAUGCCCAUUGCCAAUGAAUUUGCCCCAGAUGUUGUGCUGGUGUCAUCUGGUUUCGAUGCGGUGGAAGGCCAUCCCACACCUCUUGGAGGAUAUAAUCUAUCAGCAAAAUGCUUCGGGUACCUGACGAAGCAGCUGAUGGGCCUGGCCGGGGGUCGCGUCGUCCUGGCCCUCGAAGGAGGCCACGACCUGACCGCCAUUUGCGAUGCCUCGGAAGCGUGUGUUUCUGCUUUGCUGGGAAAUGAGCUUGACCCUCUUCCAGAAAAGGUUUUCCAGCAGAGAGCAAAUGCUAAUGCGGUGCAUUCAAUGGAGAAAGUAAUCGAGAUACACAGCAAGUAUUGGCAUUCACUCCAGCGUUACGCCUCCACGGUGGGAUACUCCCUGGUUGAGGCACAGAAGUGCGAGAACGAGGAGGCAGAGACGGUAACAGCCAUGGCAUCUCUGUCAGUGGGCGUGAAGCCAGCUGAGAAGAGACCCGAUGAUGAACCUAUGGAAGAGGAACCUCCCCUGUAGCAUUCACCUUUGAGCUGGAGUUCUCUUGUCUGUUCGUCUUCGUCUUGAAGCUCUGCCAAGAAGCUUUCUCUUGUUACUCCUGCGUCCUGUCAUGGUUUUUUCCAGAAUACAGAAGGACAACCAGGUGUAAAACAAAGCAACCGAAAAAAAUCUCUCCAUAUCUAUAUGCGUCUACAGUAUAUAUUUGCCGAAAAAGAAAAAUGCUGGUGAAGAGCAGUAAAGGACUGACACGCUGGGCAUUCUUCCUCGGGUCCUCACUGGGAACGGAAAGGGGAACGACGCCCGUGAAGUCUUUGGCAGAGUUGCCAAA
This is a messenger RNA of Fulmarus glacialis (Northern fulmar), 1136 nucleotides long. RefSeq names its product histone deacetylase 4-like. Lineage: Eukaryota; Metazoa; Chordata; Aves; Procellariiformes; Procellariidae. Gene Ontology annotation, molecular function: histone deacetylase activity. The annotation marks the transcript as partial. The transcript has 8 exons. The record is from RefSeq and is a predicted model, not a curated record. Gene Ontology annotation, cellular component: histone deacetylase complex. Gene Ontology annotation, biological process: chromatin organization.